Moneuplotes crassus is the source of this 2873-nucleotide messenger RNA. Lineage: Eukaryota; Ciliophora; Spirotrichea; Euplotida; Euplotidae. The record is from the annotation of a GenBank genome assembly.
UCAUCUCUCAGACCUUAACCUCAAUUCUUCAAUAUCAAAAGAAGACUCUCCAAAAGAAGCUAAUUUUCAGCUGUGGGUUAGAGAAGCCAACCAAGAACUUUCACCAAUCCAGAGUGGAUAUCAUUCAUCAGAUGGAGGAACUAUCCUCACAGGAUACAACACAGAAUAUAUCAAGAAGACUCCAAGGGCUAGACAAAGAAGAGCUUUGUAAACACCUAGCAAGAAGAAAUGGAAAUCCUCUCCCAUUACUCUCAGAAAGCUAAGUUUGAGAGGAAAGAAAUCUACCUCGAAUCCCCUAAAAGAUCUCAUAAUGUUGAAAUGACAAAGAAACAAUCCAGUUUUGCUCCUAUAAAAGUCUCUAAACCUCCAAAUGAUCAAGAGAUCAACAGUAAUAACUCUUCAUAUCCUAACAGUAUUCCUAAAACUCCUAAUAACAAUGAAAUAGCAGAACAUCGAGGUAGGAAUACCAUCAUCGAUAAAAGACUUUUGCUUAAAAAUAAAUUGUUCAGUCCUGCCUCAAAUAGCCAAGAAGCUUCAAACUCUAAGUCUUUCAAGCGAAGUUCAACCACGAGGAUCCCUAAGAAAGAUAUUAAAGAUGUAAAAGCAUUCUAUCUAGACGGGUCUUCUGAUGAAGAGCUACCUACACCUGGCAGCCAAAAGAAACUUAAAAUGAGCAAGAAGCAGAUUGUAGAAGAGUCAGAACUUAUCCAAACUCUUCGUAAAAAUUGGGACUGGAUCUAUACAAAUAUUGUUGUCAAGAAAAGGCGUGAAAUAAUUCUCAGAGACAAUUGUAACAAUAUUCAUUAUGAUAUCAAGGACAAGAAGAAACUUCUUACUCCUCCAGAGUUUUAUCUUGAUCUUUCAAAAUUAGAGAAGGUUAUGAUGAACCAUCAAGAAGAACUUCCAACCAGCCUAGCUGAUAUUAGCAAGAAAGAUAUCAGAGAAUUCUUCUACCUUAGAUGAAAUGUCAAGCGAGGGCUAGUCCAUCUAGCUUCGUGAGCUAAAAUAUUCAACUGUGAGAUCACUGAUUUAAUUCAAAAACAAAAGCCGUACAUGAACAAACUUUUGAAGAACCCCAGAAAGCAGUUGAAGAAAAUGAUCCAAAAGAAAGUUAUGAGGGAAUUUGCUCCGAAGAAAGACCUUCUUUUUCUUGAGCAGGGUAUACGAAUGACUCAAAAUCUUAACAAUAGAGUAAAUAUCAAGCCUCAAAUCUUGAAGCAGUUAGAUUCUUUAUUUGACAAAAGUUCAUCAAUAACUCAUUCAGAGUCUGAUUCUUCCGGAAAUAUUUCCAAUUUCUCAAAUAAACUGCAAAGAGCGAAUAUCCUAGACUUUAUUAGAGCUGUGAGGAUGCUCAGAGAGGACUAUAUUCAAGCUUUUCACAGAUGUUCAAAGCUCUCGCGGCAAUCAAACUAUAAAAUGAAAAUUUCAGGCUUUACAAAGUUCUGAGGAGCCAUUCUUGACUUAGAGAUCGAUGAGAAAAACAUAAAUUAUAUCUUCCUGACCAUCGAUAAGGACAAGAAUGGCUAUAUUGAUGAAGACGAAUUCAUAGAUAUCAUCGAAAACAUCAAACCAAACGGCGAUAUCAAGAACAAAAAAGCACUGGUUCAGCUCAUCAUAGAUCAGAUCUACCAAGAACUAAUUAGUAGCAAUAAUCUGCGUAUUAAAAUUCUCAAGAAAUCCCUUGAUUCUGAAGGAUUCAUAAAAGUUUCAGAGUUAAUAUAGCAUUUCUUAACAAAUACAAUAUCCUGCUCAGUGAUGAAGAAAUUGAGCUGAUUUUUCAUGUCGAAGGCAAACUCUCCAAGCAUAAGGAAAGAAUGGUCGGCUUCAGAAAACUACUCGAGGAUUGCAUCUCACGCAGCAACUCAGUGAUAAGCUUCAAAAUUAAUGCUCCCAGACGAAGUUCUGUAUUUGAAAAGAGUUUGAAAGAUGUCCCACUCAUCCAAGAAAUGAUACCAGCUGAUGACAGCCUUGCUACGUCUUAUUACACCUCAGACAAAGAUAGGGAGACUUCAGAAGGUUUGAAAGAAUUGAAGGAUGAUCCCCUUGAAUUGAUUCAAGAGAUGAGGAAAAAUAUUGGCAAACCUCAAAUAGAAGUAAUUCAAGAAAAGAUUAACCUUGUAAAACAACUGCAAUCUCAACAGAUUAUUAAGAAAUCUGAUCUUCCAAUUCUCAAAGUGACGAGUUUUCAAAAGAAGAUUUAUCAUCUAAAUGAAAAAUCAGAAGAGGCUGGAAAUGGAUCAAGAGUUGAAAAGGAUGCAGACUUUCAAUUUCAAAAAGAUAAUAAACUUAAGGCUCUUUACAAGAACAGAAAAUUUUUUUCGCCAAAUUACAAAUUUGAUGAAAUUGCUCAAGACAACAAUACUAAGGCAUCCAGCCAGAAUUUCAAGUGAGAGGGUUUUAUAUAUUCAAAUAUCAACCCAAGCUCUGAAAAUAGAAAGACAACCUCGCCUUUAAAGCCUAGAAAAUUCUCAAUCUUCAACCAAACUUCACCCAAAUUCCUCCAAAAAUCAUGAUACUUUCCAAAUAAACAAAUUCCAAUGCUCUCAAAAUGACCUCUCUCAAGGUACAAAUCCCUUAUCCCUUCACUUGCUUGGCCAAAUUCAAACCUUCCAUUUAAACCCAAUUUCACUGAACUUAGCAAACAAGGACAAAGAUAUUCUCCUAAAAUACAUUAAAAAUCAAGAAGAAUUGACCAAGAUCUUCACUGAGCCUGCUAGUAAAGACCAAAACUCUUCAGAGGAUCCUCAAAAGGUUGAUAUACAAGAUUAUUGUAAGAGAAGAGGUAGUCAGCCAGUUUGAUCUGGAGACUGAUUAUUAGUGUACCUUACUUGUGGAGAGUUGGAAAAAGAAAGGAUUGUGAACUGAUUCUGAAA